Molecule: messenger RNA, 3677 nt
Organism: Vespula pensylvanica (western yellowjacket)
Lineage: Eukaryota; Metazoa; Arthropoda; Insecta; Hymenoptera; Vespidae
Exons: 14
Coding region: 533-2635 (700 amino acids)
Source: RefSeq, a predicted model, not a curated record
GUUGAUGAUAUCAUAGUUGCCAAAUGUAUAUUACCAAAGAAACGGUCUACACAAGUUCAUUUCGCUUUUAAUGUUAUUAUUGACACACGAAGUUCCCUUACCUCUUUUUCUAAAUUCUAAUGUAGAUCUUGAUAUUUAGAUAUAACCAAACUAUAUAAAAGAAAAAAAAAAAAAAAAAUUCUAUGCUAGUGUGUAGAACGAGAAUACAAUUUGUAGAGUAACUAAAUUAUAUUUGAUGAAAAUGGCGUGGUGAAAGCUACUUUCCACGUUUUAUAGGGCUCUGCAAGUACUCGUUAAUAUUUUUCCUGUGCUUUCUAAAUUGAUAAUAAAAUAGAAAUGAUCCAGUACAUACGUGGAAAGAUCAUAAUUCAAUUUAAUAUACUAAAUUAAUAAACUUAUUGUCGAUUAUAUGUAAUAGUAAAAUGUGAUACAUACGUGUUUUGUGUGUAACGCUUGGUUUUUUUAUAAAUGAAAGCGAAAAACUAAAGAGAUGAAUUAGGAAAGCUGGUCUUUUAUCUGAACGUUUGCAAAAAUGGAAGAUAGUUCAAAUUCAGGAAAUUUAUGGCAUAAAAGCAAAGUAGAGGAACAGCAGGCUGAUCUAUUUAACGGAGAAUCAACGACUGGAUCGGUAGAAGCUAAUUCUACUUCCUUAGCUGAUAUAUUUGAUACGGCAUUCUCGUCUACAGUUGAUCCAUCUCCGCAAUCUCGUUUUACUUCUGGAAAUGAGAUGGAGUACGAACAUUUAUUUGCAGAAAGUGAUAUCGAAGAAUCAGAGGUAGCACCUAUGGAAUCAUAUAAUGAUACGGCGCAUGCUAGUUCACAAAAUAGUUUUAUGUUCGGAGGCUACAUUACAUCUAAUACGAAUGGUAAUUCCAAUGAAUAUUGGCAAACUGAUACUUUAAAUUGUGAUAUGUGCCAAAACAGACAAGAGAGAACUUUUAAGAAAGAAUCAGUUACACGGCAGUUGAAUAGUGCUAGAGAAGAUAGAACUGGCGAUACUUAUAGACAUAAAAGAAUUUUACACGAUCAAGAUGGAUCGGUGAAACAUAAAAAAAAAGAAAAUGAUGAACAAAAACGUAGAACUGAUCAACAAGUAGAUAACUUCAAUAUAGCUGGACCAUCUAGGACAUCAGAUUAUUACAAUUCUAACAGUUCCGUGAAAUCAUCAGAACAUAUUAAUGGUGUUAAUGGUGCUUUACAGACUGUUGAAAAUAGAAAUAUCAAUGAAUCUAACAAUUUAUGUCAUUCUGAUUUAUCUACUGUAAUAAACUCUCAAGAAGCGCAUACAAAUAUAGCUCAUUCAUCAAGAAUUGAUGAUGCUCCAUCGGCACCAGAUUUACAAUUGGACUGGUCAUCCAGUAGCGAUAGUGACGAUGAAGAUGGAUCUAUAGAAGUACUUGGAACUGUAAAUCAUAAUGAAAAUUCUGUACAAAAUGACACUGAAGAAAAUCGUACAGUCACUUUGGUUGACUUAACCGCAGAAUCUGAUGAAGAACCAACACCUACAUCUACGUCAUUUAACAAUCCAGUAAAUCCAUGGACAGGAGAACACAUUCAAAGAACGCAUAUGUAUCACAAUCGACAUAUGUAUUAUCGUCAUCGAACUCCAACUUUACAUUCAAGAUAUAGUACGCUAGGAGAUACAACAACAGGAACUACAUCUUCUCGUAUGCAUCCUGUACAAGAAAGAUUAUGGAUGAAUCAACAACGUGUUCAAGAGGUUCAUAGAAGAAGACUUUAUCCAAGAUCUUCGUCGCAUCAUACCAGUUGUAUGCCACAGAAUACGCAUAUAAAUCAAACCGCAGAACAUGAACAUACUUAUGGGAAUUGUUUUCCUCCAACUCAUAUUCAUUCAACUACUCAUUGCAAUGGAAGCGAUGCUGUUCCAUUUGCUGAAAAUUAUAUCUCGCCUUCUCUUAUACCACCACGAUUAUUACCGUCUAGAGUCUUGCCACCACCGCAACAACCAACUGUUUACAGUCAUCCAGAAGCAAGAGGACCACCAAAUUUUGCUCCUACUUGUGCACCAACUAUGAUGGUAAACCAUUUAAGUGAUGUAGAAGAAAUGGAACCUUCUCAGGAUAUGAUGACAUCAAUACCAGUUCAUCAACACGUUCAUCAUCAUAUGUAUCAUUAUGAUACACAUCCACAAAUACCUCAGCGUAUGCAUCAUGUUCAUAUAAUGCCUUCACGUAUGCAUCAUCUUCAUAUAAGUUUCUCUCCAAACUUGCAUACAUCUAUAACACGUGGAAAUACGUUACCAUCUACAGCAGGUUUACCAGAUUUAAUAUUACAUCAACCAAGGCAUAUGUCUGCACGUCUUGAAAAUUACAUGCGAAUCGUUGAUUUACGUCGUAUGGCUCAUAUAAGUUAUGGUGCUACUCAAGAAUCUAUCGAAAGUCACACAUUCCCACAUAAAUACAAACGGGUAAAAAAAGUAGAAAAUGGUGAAGAUGCAAUUGAAAAGUGUACGAUAUGUUUAUCAGAAUUUGAAGAUUGUGAAAGUGUGAGGAGGCUUCCAUGUAUGCAUUUAUUCCACAUAGAUUGCGUCGACCAAUGGUUGUGCACCAACAAACGUUGUCCUAUUUGUCGAGUAGAUAUCGAAACAUUUUUGCAAAAAGAAAUUAUUGUGUAGCUUUUGAUUAAUAAGCUCCAUCUGUUAUAUUUCACAUAUUACAUAAAAAAAAAAGAAAAAAAAAAGAAAAAGGAAAGAAACUAACAGAUGUAUAUGCUUAGAAGGUUCUUUGAAGAACUUACUUUUUUAAUAGUACAACGCGUACAGGUUUGAAAAUUUUGCUAUACAUAAUCAAAGAAAAAUACAGCCACAGGCAUAAAGUUAAGACAUAUUUAUAGUUGAUAAAAGAAAAAAAAAAAAAAAACAGAAAGAAAAGAAGUAAAAUAUCUUUUUAUUUGAUUUUAUUUGUAUGAUAUAUUCACACAUUUUUUUAUGUACAUUAUUAGUUGUAAAUAUUGGUGAUUAGAUUAGAUUAGAUUAGAUAUAUAAAUGCAUUUCCAAUAUUUAUGUUUUUAAAAAUGUCCAAAAUUAUAUUAUAAUAUGCAACAAUAUGAGAAACAGUCCUCUUUCUUGUAUUAAAUUGAUUGCAUGAAAUGUAAAAUAGUAUUAUCUUCUUUUUUUUUUCUUUUUUCUCUCUCUUCUUUUCUUUUUUUUUUUUUUUACAUAUAGAACAGUUAAUAAUGUUAUUGAUACUUGUAAACAUUUGUAAUAUCUUUUUGUGAAAAUUAAAUCAAGAUAUUAUAAUAUUUUAUCUAGCGUUUCUAUUUCAGGAAUUUGUCUACCAAAAAGAACUUGAAUUGAAAAAAAAAAAAAAAAAAGAAAGAAAAGAAAAGAAAGUUAGAAGAAUGAUUACAAAAAGAAAGUACUUCCCUCUUUUCAAGAUUUUUAUCUAAUUCGAAUUGUUUUUUAUAUAAAAGUUAUGUUACGAAUAUUAUUUGUGACUAUUCUUAAUAGUAUAUCGAGAUCUAAAUGUAUAUUAUGUGCUACACAAUAAAAAAUAAUAUUGUUUUUAUAUUGAUAUUUAUAUAGAAAAUUAUAUAAUUAAAAUCUAAGUUACUGCUAGAAAGUAACAUGUAAUUAAACAAAUUACUUCUUGCUUAAUUUUUCGUAUUCGAUUUAUGAUAAUAAUAUGGUAUUUACUGUGGUGCUAACUUUAUAAAAA